Molecule: messenger RNA, 842 nt
Organism: Physcomitrium patens
Lineage: Eukaryota; Viridiplantae; Streptophyta; Bryopsida; Funariales; Funariaceae
Cellular component (GO): membrane; nuclear envelope; endoplasmic reticulum
Molecular function (GO): glutathione peroxidase activity; glutathione transferase activity
Source: RefSeq, a predicted model, not a curated record
UUACACGCAUCGUCGAUCAUUCGGCUUAAAUUUCGGAAAAUAUUGCACGCGUGGAUAGAUAAAGAUUCUGAAUUGAUAUUGAUCUAACUCAGGGCACUGUAGCCUUGGAAAACUUGUCUCGCACAUUCAAUUGCUUUCGACUAAAUCGGCAUUUCUGUUCAUCAGCCGCACUCUAGAUUACUCUCCGCUGCCCAGGGUACCGAUGAUUGUUAUUAGGUUACUUUGAGCUCGCACAAGCUGUCACAGUUCCCGAUCGUUUUUUUCUGUUGACAGAUUUUGUUUCUGCGAAGCUGUCAGGAGCCAUGGCAGUGCAGAUGGUUGCGGGCUAUGGUUGGGUGCUUGUCUCGCUCCUCGCUAAUAUUUUCCUGAUGAUGUGGAUGGCCGGCCAGGUUGGAAAGGCUCGCAAGAAAUACAAAGUGUACUACCCAAUCAUGUACGCCUUGGAGAGUGAGAACAAGGACGCCAAAGUGUUUAACUGUGUGCAGAGAGGUCAUCAGAACAGCCUGGAAUUCAUGCCCACCUUCAUGGUAAUGCUUCUCCUUGGCGGUUUACAGUAUCCUAUUGUUGCGGCAAUAUUUGGAGCUGUCUACACCGUGGCAAGGCUCCAAUACUUUAGAGGCUAUUCUACUGGUACAGCGUCCGCGAGGUAUAGCAGUGGAGGAGGAUUCCAUUGGCUUGCUCUCAUCGGGCUCCUCGUUUGCAACGCUGCUCUCAUUCUGCACCAGUUUUUCCCAGAUUAUGUUUAAUGUUUCAUGCCUCCAUUGCUUGUCGAAGUGAAAAGCAACGGUACUCUCUUUGCAAUUUGGUCACUUCUCAAUAAAGAGGAUUUCCUUUUUGCUUCA